AAUAUGUUUUGAAGGAUGCCGAGAGUAAACAAGGAGAAGUUCCUCCGUAUCCUUUUUCUGAAUGCUCUCCAUCUCUUUUCCUCACACACAAAGUGUGACUUAUCCGAGCACAUUAGUCAAACCCUUAUCAGCGAUUUAGCCGUGACUUUUUCUUGUCGCCUUUUAUCACUGUUUUGUUGCCUGGAAACUGAGGUAGUCUUUCGAAAUGUUGAAAAGUGGGACCGAGGUAUGCAAGUGUCUCUUAACAACCACAAACUGCUGGCAAAUUGUUAUUCACGAUGUUUUCUUCAGAAAUACAGAUAUUGUUCUUUCAUCUCGGUACAAAAUAAUACUCUAAAUUCAGAACUCAGUUGGUGCCUUGCUCGGAUAAUUGAUGGUCGUUCUAUGAAGUCAUGCGAAUGGGUUCAGAAGAAAUGGACGUAAAAGCAGCGAUUAUUGAAAUUUAAAGAAAACACUUUUAGAAUUAUAUACCAAUAAAUUUGCCAAAUAUGAUAA
Molecule: messenger RNA, 495 nt
Organism: Hermetia illucens (black soldier fly)
Lineage: Eukaryota; Metazoa; Arthropoda; Insecta; Diptera; Stratiomyidae
Exons: 4
Coding region: 16-423 (135 amino acids)
Source: RefSeq, a predicted model, not a curated record